AUGGCUGUCAUACCACGCUCCAAAGCCAAGACGGCGCACGUCAACAUGAUGACGGACACCAUCAUAGCAAACCUCCCGGCAGACGCACUUCGAAGCGUAAUCAGAGUCAUUUUGACAACGGAGCCAUCAGUCACAAGUAUUCUCGAGGAGCAAACGCGAAUUUAUCUCAGGAACACCGCCAAUCAGCCCAAUGGUCAGCUGUUUCAAUCGACGGCCGAGGGGGUCGCAUCAACAUCGAACUUCACAUGCGCCCAGCAGCGCCUACGUUCCGCCAUAGGGUGUGGACUGGUCCUCGACAGCUUUCCUAUACUCAACAACAUUGUAGAAGAAUCCUCCAGCCUGAAUGAUGGACACGACGUGCAUCGGUCGGCUGAGCUCGACCGAUGUCUAGCUUCAGUAGACGGCGAUAUAGUGCAGGCAUUAACUGCGAUCCAAAAACGCCUGUUAUCCGAUAGUGGCAGUAGGGACCUUAACGACGACGACGAGAGGCCUGUGAUGAACUUCCUCUUCGAUUCGUUACUUCGAUGUCGUCAAAGAUGGCUUGCUUCUGCACAGGACUUCCCUUUUGACCGAAGCACAGCAGUCCUUGCAACGAUGCUCGGCCGUGAAAGUGGUAUACCGACACUGGCUUAUCAAAAUGGUUCUCAUCAAGACCGAAUCCAUCAACGGAAGACAUCCAAAUCCUUGGAGACUUUCAAAGUAAAGGGUAUCGAGCUUCCUAAAUUGUUUGCAGGUCUCUGGCAGUUGUCGAGUCCAUCAUGGGGUACUGCAUCUCAGACACAAAUGUUCAAGCAAUUCGUCGAAUACAUUGAAGGCGGCUUCACUGCGUUCGACAUGGCUGAUCAUUACGGCGAUGCUGAAGUCAUUUUUGGUCGGCUGAGAUCCUCGCUAUCCAAGUCUGAUGCCGUCUUCGGUGCCACAAAGUACUGCGUCUUUCACAAGAUCACCGUUACACCUGCGGUGAUCCGUGCAAACGUCACCGAGCGUUGUCAGCGCAUGAGUGCCGACAAGGUCGACCUUUUGCAAUUCCACUGGCAAGACUACAACGACCACCAGUAUAUCGAAGCACUGCGACUUUUACAGCAGGACGAACGAGUUAAACAUCUGGGAUUAUGCAACUUCGACACAGCACGGCUUCAAGAAGUGAUAGACAACGACAUCGAUGUUGUCACUAAUCAGGUUCAGUUUUCUCUUAUCGAUGCACGACCACGAUUCAAGAUGGGCGAGGUCUGCGCGCGGCACAAUGUGAAACUCCUCACAUAUGGUACUCUUUGUGGAGGCUUCCUUGCUGAGAAGUGGCUCGGCAAACCUGAGCCACAGCUGUUUGGUCCGGAUACGACUCCCUCGCAAAGAAAAUACUUUGAGAUGAUCCAGACAUGGGGCGAUUGGGAUCUGUUCCAGACCUUGCUGCAGACUCUGAAGGCUAUAGCGACCAAGCAUAAUGUCUCCAUCUCGAAUGUCGCUACGAGAUGGGUUCUCGACUUCCCAUACGUGGGUGCAGUCAUCAUUGGCGCGCGGAUGGGUGUUAGUGAGCAUACGGAAGAGAAUUUGAAGACGUAUGGAUGGAAACUCGAUGAAGAAGAUCAGAAGCGCAUAGAAGAAAUCCUCGAGAAAAGCAGGAGAGAGGAGGUGUUUAAUGUCAUGGGUGAUUGCGGUAGUGAAUAUCGGUAG
Molecule: messenger RNA, 1671 nt
Organism: Alternaria postmessia
Lineage: Eukaryota; Fungi; Ascomycota; Dothideomycetes; Pleosporales; Pleosporaceae
Exons: 1
Coding region: 1-1671 (556 amino acids)
Source: RefSeq, a predicted model, not a curated record